Molecule: messenger RNA, 891 nt
Organism: Paramecium sonneborni
Lineage: Eukaryota; Ciliophora; Oligohymenophorea; Peniculida; Parameciidae
Source: the annotation of a GenBank genome assembly
AUGUUUUCUUAAAGAUUUCCUGCACUUGAUUAAAGUACUCCAAAAAUAUUAUCAAAAACAACAUUUAAGUUUGACAUUAAAUCGUAUAAGUCUUCAGAGGAUUAUGGAGUGAAAUAAUAAGGAUAAAGUGUUUAAACUAAAAGAUAAAAAACUUAGCCUAGUUUUAAAUAGACUCCAGUUUUUAAAAAAUUAGUGUAGAAGAAAUUAUUUAAUUCGUUGGUAAAUCCAAUUUAAUAAUUUGAAAUACCUAGUAAUUGGGAAUAAAAGUAUCAUGAAAAAGUAAUAUGAUUAAUUAUAUGAACUAAGGAAAAAGAAUGUUAAGAAUUAUUGGAUAAAAAUAAAGAGUAAUAGAAGUUGAUCGAAUAACUUGAAAGAAAAUAUUUAUCUUAAAAAUUAGCGUUUGAAAGUUUAAAAGAAGAGAAAUAGGAAGAUGAUGUGUUGAAUAUUCGAAAAUAAAUGAAUUAAUUAGAAAAUGAAUUAAAAGAGUAAUUAAAUAGAGCUGAAUAAUAAUUAUGGAAAACUUAAGAGUAAAAUUGUUCGAUUUUAGAAAAGUUUAAAUAAUUUGAAUUAAAAGCAAAGUUUUUACAAUAAUAAACAGUAAGAGAAAAAAAAAAAAAUUUAGAUUCAUCUUCAUUAAGCGUUGCUUUGUAAAUAUUGUGGAAAAUUAGUAAAUGAUGCAGUAACAAUAAUUCCUUGUGCUCAUACAUAUUGUGGUGAUUGUAAUAAGGGAUACUAAAAAAAAUGUUUUUUAUGUGGUGAUGAAGUAUUUAUUAUUAUGAUUAUAACAUUAUGUAGAGUAAAAUUGAAGCUACAUAUUAUAAUUAGUUUAUGAGUGAAAUAGUUAAAAUGUAUGAUACUUUCUAAAUAAUAGUUCAAAUAUUUUUAAGAUGA